AUGAAAAUUUACCUUACUUUCGUUGCUUUAGUGACUACGAUUCUUUCACAAGUUCUAUUCUUCAAUAAGAAUUUGAAAAUACCAAGCUUAUUAUUAAAUAAAAAUUUCAGUGAUUUCAAUGUAAAACCCAAAUGGAAUUUAUCUUAUGCUCCAUACUCAGUCAAUUGUCCUAAUCAUCAAAUAGUGAGACAUGCUAAUGAAGUACAAAAUCAAUAUAUAUUAAAUCGUAAUGUGAAAACAGAAGCAGUUUUAAAAUCUUUAUUUUAUAAAAAUAAAAUCCCCAAUUUUGAUGUUGAAAAAUUUUGGAUAAAUAAAACUAAACCAAUUAAAUUGGCAAUUGCUUUAUCUGGUGGUGGUUAUAGAUCAAUGUUGACUGGGGCUGGGAUUUUAUCAAGUUUUGAUGAACGUGAAUUAACAAAGUGUAAUAAAUUGAGAGGCAUUUUACAAUCAACUAGUUAUUUUGCAGGAAUUAGUGGUGGAGCUUGGUUAGUUAUGUCUCAAUUUAUAAAUGAUUGGAAACCAAUCACCACGAUGUUAGGAGAAUGGGACUUAAAACAAAGCCUUUUAAAGGGAAUUUCAGAUGUUGAUAAAGAACAAUUGGAAAAGAAAAUAACAAAAAGGAAUAUUUUCCAAUUGCCUAAUGAAUCAAUAACAUGGUUUCAAAGAAUAUUUGAUUCAUCAGAAGGAUCAUUUUUGGAAUAUAUAAAAUUUUAUAAAGAAUUACUUAUUGAAGUUAGAGAUAAACGAAAAGCAGGAUUUCAUGUUAGUUUAACUGAUUAUUGGGGUAGAGCAUUAGCUCGAAAAUUAUUUACAUCAACUGCACGAACUCCAGGUACAACUAUAACAGCUGGUACAAAACAAUUGGAUUCAUUUAUAAAUCAUGAUCAACCAUUUCCAAUCAUAGGAACAAUUGCAAAAAAUCCAAUUGACAAUAUAACUGAUCCAUUAGUCAAAUUAUCAAGUUUAGAUAGUCAAUUAUUUGAAUUUAAUGCAUUUGAAUUUGGUUCAUGGGAUAAUGCAUUUGUUGAUUUAGAAUAUUUAGGUCUGAAAUUAAAAAAUGGAACAAGCCAAGUAAUUGUAAACAAUUCUAAAUUAUGUAUAUCUGGAUUUGAUAAUGUUGGAUUUCUAACAGCCACAUCUUCAUCAUUAUUUAAUCAUAUGUUUAAAUAUUUAUUCAAUUAUAUUGAAAAAAAUCAACUGGAAACAAUGGUACUUUUAGAAGACAUUCUUAAACUUUUUGGUUUUAAUCAUGAAUGGAAGUUAUUUAAUACACCUCAACAACAUCCUGAUCAUGCAUUAUAUUCACCUAAUCCAUUUUGGAAAUUUGGAAAGAAUCAAAUUGCCGAGAACCUUGAUUUGUAUUUAGUCGAUGGUGGUGAUGAUGGUCAAAAUAUUCCUUUCCAACCUUUGAUUGGCAAAGCUAGAGGGAUUGACUUGAUUUUAAGUUAUGACGUUAGUGGUGAAUUUUCAAAUUAUCCGAAUGGAUCAGUUUUGCAACAAACUUGGAAAAGGUUUCAUACAGGUACUUCAGUUCCAACUUUCAAAUCACCUUCAGGUUCAAUUAAAUCAAUAUUUCCAAGAAUACCUACUUCUGAAGAAAUAAUAACUCACAGACUUAAUGAAAAACCUAUUUUUUUAGGAUGUGAUGUAGAAUUAGAUUAUGAAGAUCUUAACACGAAAAAUUCAAAAAUUUAUGAUUAUCUUCCUCCUUUAAUCAUGUAUCAAGCUAAUUCAAAUUAUCUUUAUGAAACAAAUUAUUCAACUUUCAAAUUAAGUUAUAAUGAAAUAGAGGUAAACCAAAUGAUGGAAAAUGGAUUUGAAAUCGCAACUUUUCAUAACUCUUCAAUUUAUGCUACUUGUUUAAAUUGCUUCAUUUUGAAAAGAGACUUUGAUAGAAUCAAAUAUGAUAUUCCCAAAUUUUGUAAAGCCUGUUAUCAAACCUAUUUUGGGUUGACUUUAUUGGUGUUGGUAUUAAUAUUCAUAUUACAUAGAACUGGAUCUAAUGCUGCUUCUCUAGUUCAUGCACAAAUGUCUGACCAAAUUCCAAAUAAACAUCAUGCUACAUCAAAUAAUGGACCAAUAAACAAUGAACCUAAAAAGAAUAAAGUAGAUGUAUCAAAUAAUUUAGUAGAUUCCAAAAAUGAUGAAAAAACAGAUGAUGCCAUAAAUCAAGAAAUAUCAAAGGAUAAAAGUGAAGAAGGAAUAAAAAAACCAGUUACAGAUAAAGAAAAUACAUCAGAAUCAACAGAAGAAUAUGAUCCACAAACUGAUCUUAUAAAAAUAAGAUCAUUAUCACCAAUGACAAUAUUUUCAAAAAGUUAUUGUCCAUAUUCUAAAAAUCUUAAAAAAUUAUUUGAAAAAUAUGAAAUAAUACCCGAACCAAAUAUUGUUGAAUUAGAUUUACAUGAACAUGGAGCAGAAUUACAAACUUAUUUAUUUGAAAAAAGUGGUAGAUCAACAGUACCAAAUGUAUUAGUUGGUUCAUCGUUUGAUUCAAGAGGUGGAAGUGAUGAUUUUGAAGAGUAUCACAAAAAAAAUGAAAUUAUACAAGUAUUAAAUGAUUGGGGACAAGGUAGAUUAUCGGUAAGUAAAAAAGAUACUCCAUCAAAUGCUUAG
Messenger RNA from Lodderomyces pseudojiufengensis, 2616 nucleotides. Its product is annotated as SPO1. Gene Ontology annotation, molecular function: A2-type glycerophospholipase activity. Gene Ontology annotation, cellular component: intracellular membrane-bounded organelle; plasma membrane; extracellular region. Gene Ontology annotation, biological process: glycerophospholipid catabolic process. Bases 1 to 2616 code for a protein of 871 amino acids. NCBI's taxonomy places the organism in Eukaryota, Fungi, Ascomycota, Pichiomycetes, Serinales, Debaryomycetaceae. The transcript is spliced from 3 exons. The record is from RefSeq and is a predicted model, not a curated record.